CUGCGUGACUGGGGGCCGGAUCCUGCCCUCAUCCCCCCGUGCGUAGCCGGUGCCGGGCUGCAGGCCGGGCCCCACGGCCCGCUCGCGUGCCGUGGGCUGCCUGGACGCGCGGUGUCCGGCAGUGCCGCCGCCUCGGGAGCUGGAGGAAGUUCCCUUUCCCUUUAAAUGCAAAUCCCAGCCUGGGCCUGCAGCUGGGACGCGGUGUCCUGCGGGCUCCGCUCCGGGACGCGACCCCGGUCGGCACCGCACGCCAGGCACCGCGGCCUGGCGCAGGGUCGUUCCCCCGCCGCCCCCAAAGCCUCGUCCGGCCCUGCGAUGGACGACAGGAAGAAGAAGCGGAGCCCCAAGGCGUGCCUGGCGCAGCCGGCGCCCGCCGGGACGCUGCGGAAGCUGCCGCUGCCCACCAGCAAGAGCGCCUCCUUCGCGCUGCCGCUGCCCCACCUGCCCUCGCCCAAGCAGCGGGCUAAGCUCAGACGGACGAGCAAGGAGAAAGUGCGGGCGGUGCCGGCCGUGGGCGGCGCGGGGGCAACGCUGGGGGCCCCACUGCAGCACAGCUUCCUCACCGACGUCUCCAACGUCUGCGAGAUGGAGGGCGGGCUGCUGAACCUCCUCAACGACUUCCACUCGGGCAAGCUGCAGGCCUUCGGGAAGGAGUGCUCCUUCGAGCAGCUGGAGCACGUGCGGGAGAUGCAGGAGAAGCUGGCACGCCUCCACUUCAGCCUCGACGUCUACGUGGAGGAGCUCUCCGAGGAGCAGAAGAAGACGGUGGCUGACAGGAACCUGGACCAGCUGCUGACGAACCUGGAGGAGCUCAGCAACUCCAUACAGAAGCUGCACCUGGCGGAGCAGCCGGAGCCGGAGGACGCCGCCUCGGCCUGACCGCGGCCCCACGCUGGGGCUGGGGCGGCCCGUCGCCCCGAUGCGGGCCGGGGGCCGCAGCGGCCUGGCCGGGCCCUGCCUGCUGAGCACCCGCCCCCCCCCCCGCCUCCACCGCCGCCG
Messenger RNA from Rhea pennata, 999 nucleotides. RefSeq names its product coiled-coil domain containing 28B (gene CCDC28B). The record is from RefSeq and is a predicted model, not a curated record. The transcript is spliced from 6 exons. Bases 166 to 879 code for a protein of 237 amino acids. NCBI's taxonomy places the organism in Eukaryota, Metazoa, Chordata, Aves, Rheiformes, Rheidae. Gene Ontology annotation, cellular component: centrosome.